This is a messenger RNA of Manis javanica (Malayan pangolin), 2008 nucleotides long. RefSeq names its product chromosome 4 C17orf75 homolog (gene C4H17orf75). The record is from RefSeq and is a predicted model, not a curated record. NCBI's taxonomy places the organism in Eukaryota, Metazoa, Chordata, Mammalia, Pholidota, Manidae. Gene Ontology annotation, cellular component: trans-Golgi network.
GAGAAAAUAGAGUUAAGGAGAAAUGGUAAAAGUUUUUCCGUAAAGAUAAUUUGGCCCCCGCGGGGAGAAAAGCCCUUCCAGGCCAGCUUCUUGGCCAGGGAACCUGGGGUCGCCAGCGGAACGCAGGUGUGCGAGAGCCGGGAGCGGACCGAGCCCGGCCACCAAGGACUGUACGGCAGCUGGGGAGCGUGUUGGCGGGGACACAGGGCCGCCAGCCGGCCGCCGCGAUGCUCCCCUCCUUGCAGGAAUCACUGGAUGGGGAUGAAAAGGAGCUAGAGAGCAGCGAGGAAGGUGGCUCCGCCGAGGAGCGGAGAUUCGAGCCGCCGCCCAGCAGCCACUACUGUCUCUACAGCUAUCGCGGAAGCAGACUGGCACAGCAGCGAGGGGACAGUGAUGAUGGAAGCCCAAGUGGCACAAAUGCAGAAACCCCCUCUAGUGAUGAUUUCAGCCUCUCCUUGGCGGAUACUAAUCUAGCACCGGAAGUGGAGCCGGAGCUGCGCAGUUUCAUUGCUAAGCGUCUUUCUAAGGGAGCAGUCUUUGAAGGACUGGGUAAUGUUGCAUCUGUGGAGCUGAGAAUUCCUGGUUACCACAUUGGUUGUUAUUACUGUCUUUUCCAACAAGAAAAACUGCCUACUGAAACAGCAACAAAGGACCCUGAACAUAACCCUUCAGAGUAUGUGGUCUGUUUUUUAGGAGGAUCUGAAAAAGGACUUGAGCUUUUCAGGCUUGAAUUGGACAAAUACAUUCAAGGACUGAAAAAUAACAUGAACUGUGAGGAAAGGGGCCUGGAAAACCACAUCAAGUCCUACCUGAGCAGCUGGUUUGAGGAUGUUGUAUGUCCAAUCCAAAGGGUGGUUCUUCUCUUUCAGGAGAAGCUUACCUUUCUGCUACAUGCCGCUCUGAGUUAUACUCCUGUUGAGGUUAAAGAAUCAGAUGAAAAAACAAAGAGAGACAUUAACAGGUUUCUGAGUGUCGCUAGUCUUCAAGGUCUUAUUCAGGAAGGCACCAUGACAUCUUUGUGCAUGGCCAUGACGGAGGAGCAGCGUAAAGCUGUGAUCAUCGACUGCAGUAGCCCCCAGCCUCAGUUCUGCAAUGCAGGAAGUAAUCGGUUUUGUGAGGAUUGGAUGCAGGCUUUUUUGAAUGGUGCUGAAGGAGGUAACCCUUUUCUUUUUCGACAAAUACUAGAGAACUUUAAACUAAAGGCCAUACAAGACACAAAUAAUUUGAAGAGAUUUAUCCGACAGGCAGAAAUGAGUCAUUAUGCUUUGUUUAAAUGUUACAUGUUCCUAAAGAACUGUGGUAGUGGAGAUAUCCUUUUGAAGAUUGUUAAAGUGGAACAUGAAGAAAUGCCUGAAGCCAAAAAUGUGGUAGCCGUCCUCGAGGAAUUUAUGAAAGAAGCUCUUCCUCAAAGUUUUUGAUCACAUUUGGAAAUAAUUGUACUGUGAAGUUGUACAUUUAAGCUUCUGCAUUUGAAAUUGCAAUUUUUAUAAUUGUCAUAGGAUUGCUAUUUAAGAUUAUUUGAAACAUUCUAGAUUUUUUCAUUCUGUACUUUUCAAAUUUUAAGUAGAUGUAAAAGUCUGAGGAACAUCUUCCCUGAAUCCUGGAUAGAUGUGUGUGAGAAUUGUGGAACUUUAGUAUACUGCUGGUCCCAUAAAUUUUAGACUUGAGGGAGUUGUUGCUUAACAAACGUCAGAGGUGAUCUUGUGGCUUCUCUGAGGAAUUUGCUGCACUAUUUAGCAACCUUUCCUCCCAGAAAAAUCAUAAUACUUUUUUUUCAAUGUAGUAUAGCUUCUUUAAAAGAAUGUACUCCUAGUCUUAGGACAGAUUAACACCAUGACACCAUUUCAAAGAUAAAUCUGUGCAUCCUGUGGGUGUUUGAUAGAUUUUUUUUGUCUGAUUGAUAAUAGCAUGGAUGGUGAAGCAGCUUUUAAGUCAAUAUGCAAAUAAAUUGUAAGUUUUAAGAAAUUAAAUGAGCUUUAAAAAUAAAUGCAUGAGCUUUAAGAUAAAA